This is a messenger RNA of Symbiodinium necroappetens, 495 nucleotides long. Lineage: Eukaryota; Dinophyceae; Suessiales; Symbiodiniaceae. The record is from the annotation of a GenBank genome assembly.
AUGUCGAGCUUGGAGAACCGGGGCGUGACCUUCGGCGUGCACGACUUCCGGGAGGGGGCCCGGACGCGCGAGGAGUACCAUGCUUUGCGUACCUCCGGCGUGGGAGACUCGCGCCAUCGGCUGUUUGGAGUAGACCCUGACGUGGGCACCUUGAAUGCGGCCACGCGUGCGUUGUCCUACGGCACCCGCGGACAGGAUCCCAAGGCCGAGUAUGCGCUUCCCAAGCCGAACGGCUCCUACGCGCAGCUGAGUGCGGAUGCGACCUGGCCUGCGAGCGUCACCGGCGGCUUCGUGAUUCCCUUCCAGUCUGGAGCCAGGUCUCAAAAUAUCUUCCCCACGGAGCGCACGCGCCGGGUUGGCUCUCUUGGACGCCAGAUCGUGGGCAACUGCACGGUGAAGGAUGAUCGGUUCUUCUACUAUGGAGCCCACGGAAGUAACCACUACGGCAACAACAGCGGCUGCAGAUCCACCUUGCAGUACAAGCCGGGUCCAUGA